AUGCAAUCUUUGACUAAGAAAGACGGUGGUGACCAAGGACUUCUUAACUUGUACUUCUCCGACUGGGCGCACAAGGAUAUUAGCAAGCAUUUGCCCUUUAUUUACAACAUGUCCUCCACGGCGUGCUACUCGUAUUUGCCGGCAUUUAAACAAUUUGGUAAAAAUGCCAAAAUUAUACACUUCAUUGGAUCGUCCAAACCGUGGUUGCAAUAUUUCAACACAGAAACUAGGAAGGUCCACCCAUCCGAAGGUCUGAACCACUUGGCGGAUAUCCUCCAACUCUGGUGGAACAUCUUUUGCGAUCUUAUUCAUCCAAAACUCUCCUCCGAUAUGACCAGCCAUAACGACACUGUGCAUGGUAGUCAGUCUUACACUUCCCAAAAUCUUGUUCACACUUCCUAUUAUCACGACCACAAUCAUCCUUCUACUUCUUCUAAUCCUAAUAAUGCGGGAGACUACCAAAAUGUAUGGGAUCCAUGGGACGAAUAUGACUCUAGACAAUCUGAUAAUACAUCACAUGACAAUAUGUACUCACAGGCGCAAAUCCAACGUACUGAACACCCUCACUCACAAAUAGAAACUUAUCACGUUCAAGAACCCGACACAUAUCAGAAACCCGACACAUAUCAAGAACCCGACACAUAUCAAAAACCCGACACAUAUCAAAAACCCGACACAUAUCAAACACCCGACACGUAUCAAGCACCCGACACAUAUCAGAAUAAACACAGGCCUCAGGAGUAUCAUUCACAUACUGAACAAAGCCAAACUUAUAUUGAACAUCAUUAUCAUUCAGACACUGGUCAUAUCCAAACUUAUCAACAACAACAACAACAACAACAACAACAACAACAACAACAACAACAUAAUAAUAAUAUUAAUUUAGAAACUCAUAGUCACUAUCACGAAACACUCGAGAGGCAUAUUCAAUCACAUGAAUCUCAUUAUCAACAAAAUGUAAUUGAAUCUCAUAAUACAAAAGCAUUUUCUGAGGCUGAACAUCAUGAUCACAUUCAUCAUCCUUCAAAUAGUCAACCGCAACCUUCUCCCAUCGCCCCUGUUAUUCCUAGUAAUCAUAACGAGCCUACUCAUAGUCCAUCUAUUCACUAUGAGCCUCCUCAACAUUCUUCCCAAGAUAAUUCAUCCAACAGACCCCCUCCUAGCGAUCCUAGGCUACCAGAUGAUUGUGUGGCAACUACUACAGUGUCCAACGAAAUAACUUUGCAAACAGACUCUAUAGAGGACAGUAAUGACGAUCAUGCUGGAUUAGCUGGUGCGUUUGCAAAUCUAACCCUGGGACAAGCAAGAACUCCUGAGCAACAAGCCUUGGACGAUCAUUUGAGAAGACAAGGAUGGGAAGUCGGCAACAUAGAUUACUUAGGAAAGGAUUCCUUCGAAAAUAUAUGGAGCAAAAUUUGCGAGACAUUGUCUGAAGGGACUGAAAAAGUUCAACCUCCAGCUCAAGCUCCUGAAGCAGCACCCUUGCCUGCUGUAUCACCACCGACAGAGGCUCCAAAACCAGUUGAAUCUACACCACCAAGUGAGGGCCUUAUAAAAGCUCCAGAAACAAUUCCUGUUUCUGGACCUCCAAAAUCUGCAGAACCGAAGCCCGUAGAAGAGAAGACAGCCCCAGCUGCAUCUACUGAAACUCCUCCAGAGACAGCGGUUCCAAUUCCCGUUGCUGAAACUCCAGUUCCCACUGCAGGCCCUGCCACCGAGAAGCCAGCCUCCGUCCCGCCAGCUGGUGCUCCCGAAGCAACUACAGCUGUCACCACCCCAACAGCAGUUCCUGCAGCAUCAGCAGCCGUUCUAGAAGUAGCUGCAGUGCCUACCACCAUAGCAACGGUUUCCGAAGCAGCCGCUGCUCCCACCACCCCAACAGCUGUUCCCGAAGCAGCCGCUGCUCCCACUACACCAACACCUGUUCCCGAAGCAGCCGCUGCUCCCACCACCCCAACAGCGGGCCCCGAAGGAUCAAAAGCAAUUCCCGAAGCCCCAAAAGCAGUUUCCGAUAUACCCGCCUCAGUUCCUGAAGCAGCUUCAAUCACACCAACAUCACUUCCCGAAGCACCCGUAGCAGUUCUCGAAAAGUCAGCUGUAGGUACCGAAAUGCCUGCCGCAGUACCCGGAGCACCAGCAGCAGUUCCCGAAAAGCCAGUAGCAGUUACUGAAACACCAGAAGCAGUUCCGAUACCAGCAGCAGUUCCCGGAACACCAACAGCACUUCCCGGGACACCAGUAGAGAUUUCCAAAACGCCAGCUGCUGCUCCUGCUACUCCUAGUGCAGCUACUUCAGCCCCUACUCCUGGUACAGCUACUACAACCCCAGUUACCGCGGUCGCUCCUUCACCCACAACUCCUGAGGCUUCUAAACCGACUGAAAUUUCACAAACAACACCUAAAACUUCCUCGGAAUCUACGGCGACACCUCCAGUUCCAUCAACACCCUCUACUGAGGUCACAAAACAAGCAGAGACGGCUAAACCAUUAUCUACUGAAGCCGUUAAAGAAGUUCCUAAAGCAUCUUCUGUAGAAGCCCCCAAAGAAGGUCCAGCAGCGGCCCCAAAGAAACCUGAAGAAGCCCCCAAAGAAGGUCCAGCAGCGGCCCCAAAGAAACCUGAAGAAACCCCAAAGGCAUCUGGAGAAGUCCCAACAACACCUACAGAGUCCCCUAAAGCGCCCAAAGAAGCAGAAAAGAAACCUGAAGAGACUGCACAGCCCCCAAUCGCUAAAGUAACAGAAGCUACCCCGCCCACUACACCUAGCACGCCUCCUACACCUAAAGUCCUAGCAGUAGAUACAAGUGUGCCUGAAACACCACCUCCAGCAACUACAGAGGCAGCUAGUCCGACUCCACCCCCACGUAAAGCGGGAGGAGCCCCUAAAAAGUCAGGGGGAAAGAAGAAAUAAAUUCUUAACGACUGUUUUAUUAACUUUUUUGCCUUAAGAGUGUGAUGAUCAUAAGAGCGUUCUAUUUAUUUUUUAAUAUUAGGUUGGCUAAAAUAUUUCUUAAUGACUUCCUCGUUUUAAUAUAUAUUAUAGAUUUUUGUGAAACGACAUUAUUUCAAAGGUAUUAUAUACACAAAUACAAUACUAAUUGAUGAUAAGCUGUUAAAUUUUCUAUUUCGAUGUUUAUAGGAAAAAUUGUGAAUGCCGUUGCUCAUUAGUUUUGUUUUUGUGUUAUACUGGUCAGUUUGAGAUAAUUUUCAAACGGGAAUAGUGAAUUCAAAUUUUGUGUUAUACUGGUCAGUUUGAGAUAAUUUGCAAAUGGGAAUAGUGAAUCCCAAUUUUGAAAAUGUUGAUAAGAAAAUAAACUUGUUUCAGAAUAUUU
Psylliodes chrysocephalus is the source of this 3331-nucleotide messenger RNA. The record is from the annotation of a GenBank genome assembly. Lineage: Eukaryota; Metazoa; Arthropoda; Insecta; Coleoptera; Chrysomelidae.